Messenger RNA from Saccoglossus kowalevskii, 1545 nucleotides. RefSeq lists its product as uncharacterized. Gene Ontology annotation, cellular component: extracellular matrix. Gene Ontology annotation, biological process: regulation of angiogenesis; blood vessel development. The record is from RefSeq and is a predicted model, not a curated record. NCBI's taxonomy places the organism in Eukaryota, Metazoa, Hemichordata, Enteropneusta, Harrimaniidae.
AUGACCACAGGUUUAUGCCCAUGUCUCCAGUGGCCGUCAUCUAUUGAAAUUCAGUUUUGUCAAGCGGACCUUGGGGUUUAUGCCUGUAUUCCAACUACUGAGUGGUCGGAAUGGAUGGAUGAUGAACCACACAAGAAGGUCGAUCCUUUAGCUGAGGGAGAAUUUGAGCUAUAUAGUGACUUGCACGAUUUAUAUGAUUUCUGUGAAUCACCAGUUGACAUAGAGUGUCGUGUAAAAUCUCCAUACGAACAUGUGACAGGUCCUCCACAUGAUGUAACUGGUCAGCAGGUUUCCUGUGAUGUUGAUGAAGGCUUAAGAUGUUAUCAUUCUGAUCAGAUGCCACCCAUGUGCUACAACUAUGAAAUUCGUGUGCUGUGUGAGAAGCCUUGCGAGAACCAGGAGACAACUGCAGCACCAACAGGUCAACCAACUACUGAUGCACGAUCCACUGAAAGGCCACCUACUAGAACAUCAUCUGCUGAGGAACCAUCCACUGAACAGCCAACUACUGGAACACCAUCUACUGGGUCACCAACUACUGAGGAAGCAUCUACUGAACAGCCAUCUACUGAACCACUAACCACUGAGCCACAAUCCUCUGAACUACCAUCUACUGGAACACUUUCUACUAAACUGCCAACAACCGAGGCACCAUAUUCUGAACAUUUAACUACUGGAACACCAUCCACUGAACCACCAACUACUGGAACACCAUCCACUGAACCACCAACCACUGAGGCACCAUCAACUGAACAGCCAACUACUGGAACACCAUCUACUGAACCACCAACCACUGGGGUAUCAUCCACCAAACAGCCAACUACUGGAACACCAUUUACUGAACCACCAACUACUGCAACACCAUCCACUGAACCACCAACCACUGAACAGCCAACUUCUGGAACACCAUCUACUGAACCACGGACCACUGGGGUAUCAUCCACCGAACAUCCAACUACUGGAACACCAUCUACUGAACCACCAACUACUGCAACACCAUCCACUGAACCACCAACCACUGAACAGCCAACUUCUGGAACACCAUCUACUGAACCACGGACCACUGGGGUAUCAUCCACCGAACAUCCAACUACUGGAACACCAUCUACUGAACCACCAACUACUGGAACACCAUCCACUGAACCACCAACCACUGAGGAACCAUCCACUGAACAGCCAUCUACUGGAACACCAUCUACUGAACCACCAACUACUGAGGUAUCAUCCACUGAACAACCAUCUACUGGAACACCAUCUACUGAACCACCAACUACUGAGGUAUCAUCCUCUGAACAGCCAUCUACUGGAACACCAUAUACCGAACCACCUAAUACAAAUUCACCAACCACAAAUCCAGGUGAUAGUAGUAGCAAAGGAAGUAGUAGUGAGAGUAAAGAAAGUGGUGGUUGCACUGGCAAGGACUGUGAAAGCAAAGGAAGCAGCAGUGAUAGCAAGGAAAGUGGUGGUUGCACUGGCAAGAGCUGUGAAAGCAAUGAAAGCAACAGAAAUAGUCAAAAUGUUCCAAUACCCAAAUGUCUUGGCUAA